AUGAAGAGAGGGACCGUGUGGCUGGAGAAGUUUUCUGCCUUGGAUUUUGUUGAUGAGAAGGUUGGGAUAGUUGAGCCUGCAAAAGUGCCUCCGAUAGAGUCUACUCCAUUCAAGCUUGUGGCAGCAGUCAAAGAUUUGAAGGAGUUAGCUGCUAAAUUACACAGUGCCGAUGAAUUUUCAGUUGAUCUAGAACAUAAUCAGUAUAGAUCUUUUCAAGGAUUAACUUGCUUGAUGCAAAUAUCUACUAGAACUGAGGAUUUUGUCGUGGAUACGCUAAAGCUUCGCAUUCACAUUGGUCCAUACCUUAGGGAAGUAUUCAAGGACCCCACCAAGAAAAAGGUCAUGCAUGGCGCAGAUCGUGAUAUUGUGUGGCUUCAACGCGACUUUGGAAUAUAUAUAUGCAAUUUGUUCGACACUGGACAGGAGGCUGGAUUUGGAUUGGCUUUCAAAGCAACUGUCAAUGGGAUUGUGAGGAAUUAUCGGCCAAAGAAUCUGGAGUGA
Ilex paraguariensis (yerba mate) is the source of this 501-nucleotide messenger RNA. Lineage: Eukaryota; Viridiplantae; Streptophyta; Magnoliopsida; Aquifoliales; Aquifoliaceae. The record is from the annotation of a GenBank genome assembly.